AUGGGGGCACGCGAGCUGCCGUCGUCACUGCUCGUGGCGGCGGCGUUCGCCGUGGCCACGCUGAUGAUGACGGUGGCCGCCGCGGCGGCCGUCGCCGUGGAGGACGCGGCGACGGACAACAUCCAGCCGCUGUCGACGCUGAAGAUGCAGGCCGCGCGGGUCGCGAUGGACUCCGGCGCCGCCAUCCACGCCUCGCCCGACGUGCUCGGCCAGAACGGGGAGGAUUCCGCAUGGGUGACCGUCAACUUCACAGCGCCGGCGCCGUCCGCGGGCCACUGGGUCGCGCUCUUCUCGCCUGCCGAUUUCGGUUUGAGCGUCGGAGGCGGCGGCGCAAGCACCAAUGCAGCAGCAGGGCAAGAUGGGCCAGCGGCAGGGUUACCCACGGCGCCCAUUAAGUACAUGUUUGCCAAUAUCUCGCCGAAUUUCAUGAGCUCCGGCAGCGGCAACAUGAGCUUCCUGGUGAUCAACCAGCGGUCCGACUACGCCUUCGGGCUGUUUUCCGGUGGCAAGGACAAUAUGGCUGUAACUUGGACGAGUGGGUACAACAUCAAUGAAGCAUAUCCCUUUGUGGAGUGGAGAAUGAAGGGAGAGGAGAGCUCCAAACGAACACCAGCCGGCACCCUCACCUGCACGCGGAGGCAUCUGUGCGGGAUGGCGGCGGCGGGGCGCUGAUACAGAGACCCCGGUUUCAUCCACACAGCCAUCUUGAAAGACUUGUGGCCCAACAGAGAGUAUUUCUACCAAAUUGGGCACGAGCUGCCAGACGGAACCGUGGUGCGGGGCAAGUCAUCGACCUUCCGUGCAUCGCCUUUCCCUGGCCAGGACUCGCUCCAGCGGGUUGUGGUCUUCGGCGACAUGGGUCUCGGGCAACGAGAUGGAACAAACGAGCUCGCCGGCUUCCAGCCCGGAGCGCAGGUGACCCACGGACCGGCUGAUCAAGGAGCUGCCCAACUAUACGACGCCGUGUUCCACAUCGGUGACCUCUCCUACGCCAACGGUUUCCUCGCGCAGUGGGACCAGUUCACCGCGCGGAUCGAGCACAUCGCCUCCAAGGUGCCGUACAUGGUGGCAAGUGGCAAGCAUGAGAGGACUUACCACGACACCGGGGGAUUCUACGGCAACGACUCCCGCGGCGAGUGCGGGGUGCCGGCGGAGACCUACUUCUACGUCCCCGCCGAGAACCGCGACAAGUUAUGGUACGCGGCGGACUACGGCAUGUUCCGGUUCUGCGUCCUGGACCGGUGCUUCGCGUCGGCCAACCGGAAGCACCAGCCGUGGCUGGUGUUCGCGGCGCACCACCCGCUGGGCUACUCCUCCAACGGCUACUACGCCACGGAGGGCUCCUUCUCGGAGCCCAUGGGGCACGCCCUGCAGGGCCUGUGGCAGAAGCACCGCGUCGACCUCGCUAUCUACGGCCACGUCCACAACUACGAGCGCACCUGCCUGGUGUACGAGAACACGUGCAUGGACGGGGAGAAGGAUAAUGGCAGCUACUCCGGCACGAUGGGCGGGACGAUCCACGUCGUGGCCGGCACCGGUGGCGCCAAGCUCCGGGACUGCUCGGCCGGGCCGCGGCCCGAGGAGCGUGGUCCGGGACAAGAGCUUCGGUACGUGAAGCUCAUGGCCAGCGACCACUCGUCGCUGCGGGUGGAGUUCAUCCACAGCAACGACGGCGCCGCGCACGACGCGUUCAACAUCACCAGGGACUAUAAGGAUGUCCUGGCGUGCACAGUCGACAGCUGCGCGCCCCACACCAUGGGCAACUGA
This is a messenger RNA of Setaria italica (foxtail millet), 1767 nucleotides long. Its product is annotated as probable inactive purple acid phosphatase 27. Gene Ontology annotation, molecular function: metal ion binding; acid phosphatase activity. NCBI's taxonomy places the organism in Eukaryota, Viridiplantae, Streptophyta, Magnoliopsida, Poales, Poaceae. The record is from RefSeq and is a predicted model, not a curated record.